CGGAGCGCCAUUUUGUUGUCUCCAUUGUUUUAUGCAGGGUGGGACAGGUCAGCUGAACGGCAGUGUCACUGAUCAGACAGCACAGCUCAGCUGCAGUACGGACGGUGUCACUGAUCAGACAGUACAGCUCAGCUGCAGUACGGACGGUGUCUCUUCUGGGGCAGUACAUCUGGAACAGCUGAGCUGAUCGCACAGUACGGCAGUGUCGCUGAUCGCACCGUACGGCAGUGUCGCUGAUCGCACAGUACGGCGUGGAACACUGUGGAGUUGAUCGGGCAGUGGAACAGCUGAGCUGAACGGAGUGGAACAGUUGAGCUGAAUAGUGCAAAGGGCACAGCGCAUCACAGCGGAUCCUAGAAAUAAAUGGCUUUUACAAUGAAGGAGGCCAAGGAGACCCUGAAGGCUCUGGAGCACCAGUGCAAUCUCCUGACACGGCAACAAGUGACGUUCAUCACCGCCCUGGAGCGCGUGCGCGAAAAUGCGCAUGACAGGAUCAAACCUGUGAGCAAUCUGGCGCAGGUACAAAGCUACUUGGAUUACAAUUGUAACAACAGCACAGACCGGGGGAUCAUCUCCCUGUUCCUUGAGGUCUGCAAAAACCUGGGAGAUUUCUGUGUGAAGCUGGACGCCCUGCAGACCGAGACCAGGUCAGCGGGGGACAUCAUCCAAAUCACCAUGAAAAUGCUGAGUCCGACAUAUGACCUGACCGAGCUGAGAGCCAAGUAUCCUCACGAUGCUCUUAACCACCUCAGUUGUGAUGAAGCAUUAAACUUUUAUGGUGGAAUUAUAAGCCUUAUUCCCGUUGUUCUGGCGAACGUUCGAGAAGCCGUGUCUAGGUUGGCGAAACUGCAUCCCCUAGAAGAAGGAAGCAGCGGCAGACAUUAUACUGAGGAUAACGCUGGAGGGUACAGCCACACACAAAGCACUGGGUCUCAGACCAAAGUCACCCAGGCAGAUUCAUCUUUCUAGGCAUGAAACAAAGCGAGAUACCAUGUCGGGGCCUCAAAACCAGCAUGGAGGCCUGCAGGACGGCUCCAUUCCACUUAAAUAUCUGUGAACCCCACUUCAUGUGUAAUGUAAUACUGGAUUGAGCAUCCUUUACUGUAGUUACAUCUCACAUUCCCCCAAUGAUAGUCCUCCCUCUGGUCUUCGUCAUUUCAUAGAAGUAGCUGCAGUGUAAAGAAUGGAGAUUUUCAGUUUGUGUGUACGGAUUAUGUAUUUGGUAUAUUUUUCAUUGUAAUAGCGUUCACCAACCAAAGUGCCUCCAGCUGUUGCAAAACUACAACUCCCAGCAAGCCCGGACAGCCUCUGGCUGUCCGGGCUUGCUGGGAGUUGUAGUUUUGCAACAGCUGGAGGCGCACUGGGAAAAAAAAACACUGCUAUAUAGUACAUUAAUAAAAAUCUAUAUAGACAUGCACACGUGUAUAUAGAUUUACUCAAUUCCCAGUAACGCCAGACUGAAGAAAUGUGACUGUACUUUGCUGUGUGUAACAAAAUUAGGAUUUACCAAUGACUAAUGUGAUAAAUGUAAUAAACUUAGGAUUUACCACUAAUAACAAAUAA
This is a messenger RNA of Hyla sarda, 1563 nucleotides long. It is a transcript of the gene SPACA9, whose product is annotated as sperm acrosome associated 9. The coding region runs from base 364 to 969 and encodes 201 amino acids. The record is from RefSeq and is a predicted model, not a curated record. Lineage: Eukaryota; Metazoa; Chordata; Amphibia; Anura; Hylidae. Gene Ontology annotation, cellular component: acrosomal vesicle; ciliary base; sperm flagellum. The transcript has 4 exons.